This is a messenger RNA of Cucurbita maxima (winter squash), 721 nucleotides long. RefSeq lists its product as uncharacterized. Lineage: Eukaryota; Viridiplantae; Streptophyta; Magnoliopsida; Cucurbitales; Cucurbitaceae. The coding region runs from base 160 to 474 and encodes 104 amino acids. The record is from RefSeq and is a predicted model, not a curated record. The transcript has 3 exons.
UAAUCAUGCAUCUUGAACAACUUCGAAAGGUAGCUUUAGCAUUAGCGUGGUUUGGCAACUUUCAGCUUUCCUUUCAACUUCUUCCAUUUCUCUACUGCGAGCGAUCGAGCGUUUGAAUUUGUUGCAGAGGUUCUAGAUACGGAUAGUCAGACAAUCGAUAUGAGCAGAAAUUUGAGUCGCAGAUCGUCUGAUUUGGUUGCGCUUUCCGCUUCGCUUUCCCUACUUUUCGUCUCCGCCCUUUCUAAUGAUUCCAGUGGCAAAGAUAGUAUUAACUCUGGGAAGCAUUCAUCCUCAAGCAGCAAAACUGGCUCUAUGGUUGCCAUCAUCCUCCUUGGGUUUUUGGUAGUUGUGUUAUUAUCAUUUUUCCUUUUCAAGCUAUGGCAGAAGAAGAGAAGAGAGGAGCAAUAUGCCCGACUUCUGAAAUUGUUUGAAGAAGAUGAUGAGCUUGAGGUUGAACUUGGUCUUCGGGAUUGAAGAAUAUCUGAAAUUCUAGUUCACUGAAGCUGGGCUCAGAAACCAUUUAUGUUGGAAUUAUUGCAUUUCAAAUGUCUAAAAGAUGGUGAGAUGAUAGAUUGAGUUUGCUGUAAGGUUAGAUUUUUCUUUUCCCCUGAUUUUUGAAAAUUCUGGGGUGGUGCAUAGCCUUGUAAUUCCCGAAUUAUAGUGAAUCAUUUUGUAAGGAGUGCUUGAAGAAGAGGUUUAAUGGAGAAAGAGUUUUGACUAA